AUGGAAAUCAAGAUUUUACCUUCCAUUCUUCUUGCAGCAAUUUGCUUCUAUGAAGAAAAGUUGAUAACAAUUAUAUUGGAAACUCUUGCAGGGGCUCAUUCAGCCGUCUUCACGGUGAAAAAUAAUUGCGGGUUCGAAAUUUGGCCCGGAACAGUAACUGGAGCGGGUUCAGCACCGAUUCUAACCGGAUUCGAUUUGGCACCCCAAGCCUCAAAAACCAUCAACGUCCCAGCUCCAUGGUCAGGAAGGUUCUUCGCUCGAUACCGAUGCUCAACCGCCGGCAACAAAUUCACAUGCGUGAGCGGAGAUUGUGCAUCGGGUCGAAUCGAAUGCAACGGGGCGGGUGCAAUACCGCCCGUAUCUCUCGUUGAAUUUACUUUAGGAGGAGCCAACGGCCUGGACUUCUUUGAUGUCAGUCUCGUUGACGGUUUCAAUUUACCAGUUUCUUUGAAACCCGAUGGGGCGAAUUGUCAAACUGUUACCUGUGCAGCUAAUAUUAAUUCUGGUUGUCCUAGUGAAUUGGUUGUUAAAGGCCCGAAUGGAGACGUGGUUGCAUGUAAGAGUGCUUGUGUUGCUUUUAAUCAGCCGCAAUAUUGUUGCUCCGGCGCGUUUGCAAAUCCGUCGGUGUGCAAGCCGUCAAAUUACUCGGAGAUAUUUAAGAAACAAUGCCCUCAAGCUUAUAGUUACGCAUUUGAUGAUAAGACCAGUACUUUUACGUGUGCAACUGGGGCAAAUUAUCUUAUUACCUUUUGUCCUUAACCCAGAUUGAUAUAUUAUUUUCUGAGUUCUAAUAAGGUUUCUAGAGAAUAAAUUGGACAAUAUGUUUAAAAUAUGCUCAAUUAUAUUUUAUUGAGACAUGGUGAUAUUGUUCUUGAAAUUAUUGCAUGAGUUGUUCAACUUUAAAAUAAAUUAAUUUUGAUGCUCAUCUUAUUGAAUAAGCACACAAAUCAAGUGAAUAAGGACUUCAAAUGUGAAUUGUUAUUUUUUAUUCUGAAUUUAGCAAAACUAAAUAUGGAAUUUGUAGUCCUCUCAUUUAGUAUUUUAAUUCAACUUGAAUUAACAAGAUUAGAUAUUGAGUGAUAAAUAUAUGCAUGAAUGAAAGAACAUUGCCUACAAUUUUGAUGUUUUGACAUCUAAAAUGCAAAAUGUAAUUGAUUCUUACAUAAUUUUAUCACUCCAUAUCGAGUAACUUAUUCAAGAGAUUGCAGACAACUUUGAUCUUUUGAGCUAUCAAAAAGUCAAAAAAUAUAAUUCAUUCAUGCAUAAAUUUGUCACCGACAUCUA
Erythranthe guttata (spotted monkey flower) is the source of this 1284-nucleotide messenger RNA. Lineage: Eukaryota; Viridiplantae; Streptophyta; Magnoliopsida; Lamiales; Phrymaceae. The record is from RefSeq and is a predicted model, not a curated record.